GAGAGAACAAUCUACCCUCUGUAGUUCCUACAAGCUUUUCUGCUGGAGGCUCUGAGAAAGCGAACAUGAGAUGUUAUCCAAAAGCAGGGCUGGGUGAGCCCACUGAACCUAAUGAUGCUGCUCUCUCAUGGAUGUAUGAACACGAUAGUGCAGAAGAUAGCAGUAUCAGGAAGUCGCUUGAUGGCUUCUACGAAAUGUAUUGCAAAAAACGGCCAGAUAGAAUGGAUCCCACCUAUGAGACUGCAUCACGACGUCUAUCACAGAAGAUUUCAGAGCUAGCAAACCAGGAUGGAACAAAAUAUGUGUCACGUUGCCUGCAAAUGGCCCAGGUGGUCUUGAACAGAGAUGGGUGUAAGAUCUUUCCAAACCACCCCACUACUGCUUGUUUUUCAAAGCCAGCUGAGGGAGAAGUCAUCUUGGAAGACAGAAAGAGAACACCUGGCCUCUCAGAUGACGUCCUGCAAUUCCUCUUGAAACAAACACGGGCAGACUCUGAUGUGCCACAUGAGAAGUGA
Tauraco erythrolophus (red-crested turaco) is the source of this 515-nucleotide messenger RNA. Lineage: Eukaryota; Metazoa; Chordata; Aves; Musophagiformes; Musophagidae. The record is from RefSeq and is a predicted model, not a curated record.